UUGAAAGCAAGCAACAAAAACAAUCCAAAGGAGUCAAUACUCACAGAAGAUGUCUAGUGAGGCUAUGAGCAACAAUGAUAAGCUUCAUGUCUUCAUGUUUCCAUUCCUUGCCUUUGGUCACAUUAGUCCUUUUGUUCAGUUAUCCAACAAGCUAUUCUCUCAUGGAGUUCAAAUCACUUUCUUAUCAGCUUCAUCCAACAUUCCAAGAAUCAAAUCCACUCUUAAUCUCAACCCUUCCAUCAAAAUUAUCCCACUUCAGUUUCCAAAUGGCAUAAGCAGUACUGCUGAUUUGCCACCUCACUUGGCUGGAAAUCUCAUUCAUGCAAUUGAUUCCACUCAACCUCAGUUGAAAUCUCUUUUUCUAGAGCUUAAACCCAAUUUUGUUUUCUUUGACUUUGCACAAAAUUGGCUCCCAAAGUUAGCUUCUGAAGUUGGUGUCAAAUCUAUUCACUUCUCAGUUUUCUCUGCAAUUUCUGAUGCUUACAUUAUAGUGCCUUCAAGACUUGAUGAUAUUGAAGGAAGAAGCAUCACUUUUGAGGAUCUUAAAAAACCACCACAAGGGUAUCCAAAAAACAAUAUCUUCCUCAAGACCUUUGAGGCCAUGGACUUCAUGUUUCUCUUCCAAAAGUUCACUGAAGAUAUAACAGGAUAUGAACGUGCUCUACAAAGCCUAAGUGAAUGUUCAUACGUGGUGUUUAAAUCUUGCAAAGAAAUGGAAGGACCUUACAUAGAUUAUAUAGAAAAACAGUUUGGAAAACAAGUUCUGUCAGUUGGUCCAUUAGUUCCAGAGCCACCAAUGGAUGUGUUAGAAGAAAAGUGGUUGAAAUGGUUGGAUAACUUCCCAGCCAAGACAGUCAUAUUUUGCUCAUUUGGGAGUGAGACAUAUCUAAAUGAUGAUCAAAUCAGUGAACUAGCAACUGGGUUGGAACUCACUGGUUUACCAUUCAUUUUGGUUCUGAAUUUCCCAUCCAAUCUGUGUGCAAAAACUGAGUUGGAAAGAACAUUGCCAAAAGGGUUCUUGGAAAGAGUUAAGGAUAGGGGAGUGGUGCAUAGUGGUUGGUUGCAGCAGCAGCAUAUUCUGAAACACACUAGUGUGGGAUGCUAUGUUUGUCAUGGUGGCUUUAGUUCUGUGAUAGAAGCUAUGAUCAAUGAUUGUCAGCUUGUUCUAUUACCUUUCAAAGGUGACCAGUUUUUCAAUUCUAAGCUUAUAGCCAAGGAUUUGGAGGCAGGGAUAGAGGUGAAUAGGAAUGAAGAAGAUGGAUUCUUUCAUAAAGAGGAUAUACUUAAGGCAGUGAAAAUUAUCAUGGUGGAGGAUGAGAAAGAGCCUGGGAAGAGCAUAAGAGAAAACCACAUGAAAUGGAGGAAGUUCAUAUUAAAUAAAGAAGUUCAGGAUAAAUUUAUCAAGGAUCUGGUGGCUCAGUUGAAGUCUUUGGCUUAAUUCACUUCCUCCUGAUUGAAAAUGAUGUCUAUGUUCUGCACUGGUUUUGUUUUUCUUUGUGUAAUCGUUUAGCUUUCUACCACCUAUUGUUAUUGUAAUAAUUGUACUAGCAAUGUUUACUUCCUGUCCUAGGCUGUUGUUUGUAAUAAAACCAAUUAAUGCAUGCGAGUUAUCAUGUGAAAUAUGUUGGUAUCUAUGGACCCACGGUAUUAAAAAAUUCUUACUUGACACC
Molecule: messenger RNA, 1670 nt
Organism: Cicer arietinum (chickpea)
Lineage: Eukaryota; Viridiplantae; Streptophyta; Magnoliopsida; Fabales; Fabaceae
Gene: UGT79A5
Product: UDP-glycosyltransferase 79A6
Molecular function (GO): UDP-glucosyltransferase activity
Source: RefSeq, a predicted model, not a curated record